CUGAUUCUUCAGUUCAGUGUUGUUUGGAUGACGUGGAGCAGCAGAAGUCUGUGGGUUUGUAGACUGACUCUCACACGGAACUAGACAGGAUCGAAUCCCCUCUUUUGAUACUAGAAGUGUUAAAAUAAAUGAGUGUUUAAGCGGAAUUGCUCCUGUGCAUGCUUAUAUCUCUGGAUCAGGGAAAAUGCAAAAAAGCUUGUCCGUCUCUGACAGUGAUGGUUUUUCAUUUGUUCCCUUGGUGGCGCUGGAGCUGGCCAAGAACACUGAAUCAGAGGCCAUCACAUGGUUAUUAGGCAGAAUAAGAGACAAACAGCAAUAUGGAGGAGCUGAGCUGCUGGUGGAGCAGCUGCCACUUGGAGGACAGGAUAAUCAAAAAGUAAAUCCUAAUGUUUUUCUUGUGGGCUCCACCUGGCAGAGACUCCUGCAUGGAGCAGAAGCUUUGGGACUGUUUAAGGAGUUCCAUGAUGGUACCAUGCGAGGAUUCACUAACGCCAACCAAGAGAAUUUCAAAGAAUUCCAAGGGGAUGGUGAUGGCUUCCUCAGCAUUGCAGAAUGUCAGUUCAUUAUCAAACAUGAGCUGGACACUUUGAGGGCAAAGGAUGAAACCCAUAUUCCUGGAUACCCUAAACUUCAGCUGUAUCCUGGAAAGUCAGUCAUCCGUAGGUUACAGUCUAAAGGAAUUCUAGUCCAGUAUUUCCCUCUCCAUGAUAAAGAGGAGUUAAAGAGGCUCUCUUCAAAUUGGUACAAAAAGAUCAAGCUGUCUUUUCAGCCACUGAAUGAUAUCAGGCAUUACUUUGGUGAAGGUUUGGCACUCUACUUUGGUUUUCUUGAGUAUUUCACAUUUGCUUUGGUGCCCAUGGCCCUGAUCGGCAUCCCCUAUUACCUCUUUGAUUGGGAGGACUAUGAUAAAUAUGUUCUGUUCGCUGUCUUCAACUUGAUAUGGUCCACUGUCUUCCUGGAGGUGUGGAAAAGAUGUAGUGCACAGCUGGCUUAUGGAUGGGGAACGCUGAGUCGUAAGAAAGCAUUUGAAGAACCACGACCGGGAUUUCAUGGUGUUCUGGGCUUUAAUCCUGUAACAGGCCGUGAGGAGCCAACCUACUCUAACACCAAACGGCAGUUGAGGAUAUAUCUUGUGUCUGUCCCCUUUGUGUUGCUGUGCCUGUACAUCGCUCUCCAUGUCAUGAUGAUCUACUUUCGCAUGGAGACUUGGGCACUGAGUAUUUAUAAUGAAGAUCCAAACUUCCUAACAAGUGUGCUGCUGUUCAUACCAAGUAUCAUCUAUGCAGUGGUCAUUGAGCUCAUGAACCUGUUAUACCGCUAUGCAGCUGAGUUUCUCACAGACUGGGAAAACCACAGACUAGAAUCAUCCUACCAGAAUCACCUGGUUCUUAAAGUGUUAGUGUUCAACUUCAUCAACUGUUUUGCUUCUUUAUUCUACAUUGCCUUUGUAAUGCAAGAUAUGGUGUUGCUUCGACACAGUCUUGCCACUCUGCUCAUCACUUCUCAAAUCCUGAACCAAGUGAUGGAAGCCUUCCUGCCGUACUGUCUGCAGAGGAGACGUAAUAAGAAGGUCCAUAAGAGAGUGAGGAGGGUGAUGGGAGAUCAGGAGCUCCCCAUGGUGGAGCAGGUCCAUCUGGAGAAGGACAUGAAUACUUACCUGGGCACGUUUGAUGACUAUCUGGAGCAGUUUUUACUGUUUGGCUACGUCAGUCUGUUCUCCUGCGUGUAUCCUCUGGCUGCUAUGCUGGUGGUGCUCAACAACGUCACAGAAGUUUAUUCAGACGCCUUUAAAAUGUGUCGCGUGUUCAAGCGGCCAUUUUCUGAGCCUGCAUCUGACAUCGGAGUGUGGCAGCUGGCAUUCGAGACGAUGAGCAUUAUUGCCGUGGUCACCAACUGUGCCUUGAUUGGUCUGUCUCCUCAAGUGCAGGCCUACUUCCCUGAGGCAGACACACAGCUCAUCCUUACUGUAGUGGCUGUUGAGCAUGUCCUCCUGGCCUUCAAGUUUAUUCUGGCUUUCGUUAUUCCAGACGUACCCAAACACAUUCAGAUCAAGCUUGCCAAGCUGGAGUUUGAGUCUCUGGAAGCUCUGAAGAAAAAGAAAAUGCUGGAGGCAGCAGAGAUACCAAAGACCAAUAAGUAACGAGGAGCAAUGAGGCCAACAGUGGCACAGUUUCUGAUGAUGCGGAUCUGAACCUGCCUCAGGUGUUUACAUACAGUAUAUCCAAUCAAGCAUUACACAUCACCUACUGCAAACACACCCUCCUGAAAACGUUCUUCACAAACACUGCUGAACUCAAGCGCAAGCUGUAAUUCAAUUACUGCAUGUUGGCUAGAACAUCAUUUGGAGCUUUUAAUUAAGAUUUUAAUUGUUUUAUAAGAUAUUCAACUUCAUAAAGUCAGGAAGUACCCAUUGGCCUCUAAUUGUAGUAACUGUGGAAUUUGGUUAUGGAAAUUUAUAAACAGUUGUUUGCCGAGGCUGUUAUUAUCUGUAUGCUGUACUAACUGACCAGGAAUUGCACUUUAGUCUAAACAGUUGUGUACUUGUGCCUGGGCCACGACAAGACUCCAAAAAUGACUUUUUUUUUUUGUCUUGGAUUAUGAUUUCUCUCUGAAUGUAACUUCAGAUCAAGUAAAACAUGAGGGAUAACAGUUCUGUCGUUGGUUAUCUGUAUUUCACGUAUGACCUCAAGAUUGUGUUUCUCCUCAAAAGUACAGGAUGUUGAAUCAUGAAAAGUUUUGAGCAAAUUGAAAACCUUUGCGAUGGUCUGGUCGGGUAAACCGGCCUGAUUUUUAUGCCCGUCGUGACGCAGGUGUGAGUAUUUUUGACCUGCACACAACAGGGUAAAGGAUGUUUUUGCUUUUUCUAAGCGGUAUGUGUAUUUAUUCUCCCAUACACUCCUGUUUAACCAAAGACUGAGCAGUGCCUUUAAUCACCAUUAUAUCAAAGCCUCCUGUUACUGUUUGUGUGCGUGCACUGUACUUGAAGUCAAAUUAAAAUAAACGCCUAAACUAUUACAGUGAUAA
Molecule: messenger RNA, 3024 nt
Organism: Neoarius graeffei (lesser salmon catfish)
Lineage: Eukaryota; Metazoa; Chordata; Actinopteri; Siluriformes; Ariidae
Gene: ano10a
Product: anoctamin 10a
Exons: 14
Coding region: 185-2140 (651 amino acids)
Biological process (GO): chloride transmembrane transport
Cellular component (GO): plasma membrane
Molecular function (GO): chloride channel activity
Source: RefSeq, a predicted model, not a curated record